AGCUACGGCGGCUCGCGAGACUCAGUCCGCCUCCAGGUCAUCAUGGGAGACUCCGUGUGCGAAGAGCUCGAAGACCUGGUCCACUUCUCCGUGCCAGACCUGCCCGCGAGGGGCUAUGUCGUCAUGGAGGAGGUCCGACGUCAAGGCAAACUGUGUGACGUCACGCUCAAGGUGGGAGAACACAAGUUCAGCGCUCACCGGAUCGUGCUGGCCGCCUCCAUCCCGUACUUCCACGCCAUGUUCACCAACGACAUGGUGGAGUGCAAGCAGGACGAGAUCCUCAUGCAGGGCAUGGACCCCAGCGCCCUGGAGGCCCUCAUCAACUUCGCCUACAGCGGCCAUGUUGCCAUCGACCAGCAGAACGUUCAGGCUCUCCUGAUUGGCUCCAGCUUCCUGCAGCUGCAGAACGUCAAGGACGCCUGCUGCUCCUUCCUGCAGGAGAGGUUGCACCCCAAAAACUGCCUGGGCGUGCGUCAGUUCGCAGAGACCAUGAUGUGCACGACGCUGUACGACUCGGCCAACACCUUCCUGCACCAGCACUUCGUGGACGUCUCGCUGUCGGAGGAGUUCCUGGGUCUGAGGGCGGAGGAGGUUCUGGAGCUGGUGGGCUGUGAUGAGCUCAACGUCAAAGCAGAGGAGCAGGUGUUUGAGGCGGUUCUGGCCUGGGUUCAUCACGACCCGGACCAGAGGAAGACUCUGCUGCCGGAGCUGCUGUCCAAGAUCCGACUUCCUCUCUGUCAACCUCAGUUCCUGUCGGAUCGAGUCCAGCAGAAUGAGCUGAUUCGCUGCAGCCACAAGUGCAGGGAUCUGGUGGACGAAGCCAAAGAUUUCCACCUGGUUCUGGAGCGCCGUCCUCACCUUCCCUCCUUUAAAACCCGACAGAGGUGCUGCACAUCCAUCUCAGGGCUCAUUUACGCCGUGGGAGGACUGAACAGCUCAGGAGACUCCUUGAACUUGGUGGAGGUGUUUGACCCGGUGGGGAACUUCUGGGAACGCUGUCAGCCAAUGAGGACGGCGCGCAGUCGAGUGGGUGUGGCCGUUGUUAAUGGGCUGCUGUACGCCAUUGGUGGAUACGAUGGCCAAUCCCGACUGAGCACAGUGGAGGUGUAUAACCCGGAGACGGACAGCUGGACUCGGGUGUCGAGCAUGAACAGCCAGCGCAGCGCCAUGGGAACGGUCGUCAUCGACGGACACAUCUAUGUGUGCGGCGGCUACGACGGGAAGUCUUCCCUGAACUCAGUCGAGUGUUACUCUCCAGAAACGGACAGGUGGACAGUGGUGACGGAGAUGAGUGUGAGUCGCAGCGCCACCGGCGUGACCGUGUUUGAUGGGCGGAUCUUUGUGUCGGGCGGCCAUGACGGGCUGCAGAUCUUCAACACGGUGGAGUACUAUAACCACCACACGGACCGCUGGCAUCCGGCGCCGGCCAUGCUCAACAAGCGAUGUCGUCACGGCGCGGCGGCGCUCGGCAGCCACAUGUACGCCGCCGGAGGGUACGACGGCUCGGGCUUCCUUAGCGGCGUGGAGGUGUUCAGUUCGGCCUCGGCUCAGUGGAGCCUCCUGGUGGCCAUGAACACGCGGCGCAGCCGGGUGUCGCUGGUGUCCACAGCAGGCCGUAUGUACGCAGUGGGGGGGUACGACGGGCAGUCCAACCUCAGCUCUGUGGAGAUGUACAACCCCGACACCAACCGCUGGGUGUUCAUGGCACCCAUGGCGAGCCAUGAGGGCGGGGUCGGCGUCGGGUGCAUCCCCCUGCAGCCUGCCUAGGUCCUGCCACAUUACAGGACGGACACCUUGCUGCAGAAGGGGGCGGGGCCUCGAGCAGAAACCAACGAGCUUCACCACGGAGAGGCUCACACCUGCAGGCUGCUGCCGACCCCACGGCGUUCUGUGAAAAACUGUAGAGCUUGCAGAGGCCGACGUCCUGCUUGUAGGAUUAAUGAUUUCUGAUUGAUCAGAAGAACGAUGGGAGAACCUUAACGCUGCUAAGCCAUGACACUGCGGCCUAUAAUGACCAACAGCCUGCAGGCGGAGG
Molecule: messenger RNA, 2035 nt
Organism: Fundulus heteroclitus (mummichog)
Lineage: Eukaryota; Metazoa; Chordata; Actinopteri; Cyprinodontiformes; Fundulidae
Gene: klhl18
Product: kelch-like family member 18
Exons: 10
Coding region: 43-1767 (574 amino acids)
Molecular function (GO): protein binding
Source: RefSeq, a predicted model, not a curated record